AUGGAGAAGAUUGAGUUAAGAGCUGGCCGCGAGAUUCGAAGCCACGUGAAAUUACCUGAAAGGAUGCAUUCAUGUCAAGUGUGCGACAAGACGUACCAGACGCGUGGCUCCUUGACUCGACACCUGCGAAACCAUUCCGUCAAUGAUAGCCAGCAUGUGUGCCCAACGUGCGGGGUGGCUUUUUCUCGCCGCGACCUCUUGCGGCGGCAUGUUCGAAUCCACCGCCUUGCGCAAAACAACCUCAACACGACCACGACGUCCAACGAUCUCGCCACGCCUGCUCCGCGACGUCGCUGUCAUACGGCGUGUCAGCCUUGUCGAGAAGCGCGGGUGAAAUGUGACGGAGGCAAUCCCUGCUCCCAGUGUAUCGCAACGCAAACAGAGUGCCUGCUCGGAUCCCGUACUGGGCGUGUGAGCCGCGUCGUCGAGAAAGAACGUCGGCAAGAGCAGUAUUCUCAUUCCGAUGAUGGAGGGUCAGCUGGAGAGGACGAUAAGGAAGACGGCGACCAGGAGCAAGAUUUCUCGAGGGUAAGGGUCGAAACUUCCAUAACAGCAGCGCCAGCCAUGCUUCACUCACCAGUCUCGAAUGUUGAUGCUCCGAUAAUUCCCUUCUUGGGGUCCGAGGAUCCGUUGCCCGACAUGGACAAUAUAGACCAUUUGGCCGAGAUGGACUUCAGCUGGACGGACUCUUUGCCUUGCACUACCACUUCAUGGCCUUGGCUGCAUGAGAGUUUACUCUUACAAGGCAAUCCCUUGCUCAAUUGGACCAAUGACUCCAUCUACGCCCUUGAUACUGGUGAUAUGGUUCCAGACUCUUGCCCAGGCAUUAUACCCCUCGAUACGGCACAACAACUGCCUGUUAUAUCCCCCACCAAGACCGUCACCUCGAUGUCGGCAAGAGAUGAUGCCGAGUCUGGUUCCGCACCGCCAUCAGAGCCAGGAAAACCAGAGACCCGACUGCAGGGACCCGAUAUGCCCGAAUUUCAAGGUCAAGCAGCCCUCCAGCAAGAUCAAAUAGUAGAAGAGCUCGUGGCCUACGCGGAGAAGCGAAUUGUUACUCCAGGGUCCAAGCUCUCUCGAUCCUUGUUCUGGCAGUCCAUGUCGAUUCGAAUCGCAGAAGCAUUUCGCAUCGAUCCUUGCGACUCACCUGGGUCGGAGUCAACCUUGAAUCGCCUGAUGCAGAUUUACAAAGAAAACUUUUCCCCGUUGUGGCCAUUGCUGAGUGGAAAGGAGUUUGACUCCAGCGAACUUCACCCCUUGCUCUUUCUGACUGUUGUUUCGAUUGGAUGCAUGUAUGGGACCUCCCAAGAAUGCAAUUUCGGAAACAAGCUUCACGAACGAGUCCGUCGUUGUCUAGCGGCAUCUCUGAUUGGGCUUGAGGAUGCUGAAGGCGACAUACUUUGGCUCGGGCGGGCCCGGCUGUUGACUCAGGUCGCGGCUCUAUAUUUUGGGCAACGGCGGGCUUUCUCUUACGCCCAACACGUUGGUGCGAUAACUCUCGCACAGGCACGGCGAAUGGAUUUGUUCUCUACCGUGGGCCGUCCUGGCAUGACUGGGGAACUUUCUCUCGAACAACAGACUGUGCUUUGGCAAAACGCGGAGGCCAGGAAGCGGCUCGCCUUCGGAAUUCUCAGAGCAGAUGUCUUCACAAGCGUGCUUUUGAACACGCGGCCACUGUUGUCGGCUGAAGAGAUCUACCUAGAUCUCCCUGCCAGUGAUGAAAUUUGGAUGAACCUGGAUACCAUUCCUCUGGAGCAGUUGGCCUCCCGGCUGAAAGACGAGUCUUCGCGGGCAUUGGGGCUCCCAUUCUGCGAUUUGGUUAGAGUUGCGAGCGACCGCGGGGAGGCCCUCCUUAACAUGAACCCAAGGGGAUAUGAGCUCCUGAUUUUCGGCCUUCAAGAGUAUGUUUGGAGAUUCAGCCACGACCGAAGCAUGUUCCCGCGCCUCAUCGGCCAGUCGGAUCAUACUGUCGCCCAGAAAGAGAAUCUACCUUCCUCCCCGAACGGUCUUUCAAUCUCAGCAUCGUUACAGACUGACCAGCUUGGUCGUACCUAUCGUCGAAUGAAUGAUCUUCGAAACGACCGUUGCCGCAUUACCCAGACCCUACAGAGAUGGGAGCAAAGCUUCACAUCAACUCGCACUACACAAUCGUUCGGCCAAGAUAGGACCAGUGUGAUGAGCAGCUUACUCCUUUUGUACAUCUCAUACCUGAGGCUAUGUGUGCCUCUUGCUGAUCUUCAUUCGGCCGCGUACAUCCUCAUGGACAACAAACCUCUGGAACCAAAGAAGCUACAAACACUUCAGGAGUGGGCAAAAGGAACAGGGGCAGUUGAAGCCAUCAAACACGUGUGUCAGAUUUGGUCCCUCCUGAGCCAAGAAAGAUUUCGCACCGGUACCGACAAGGCAAAAUACAAUCUUCUUUCCUUUUCGGGCUUACAUCACGCGGCAGUCGUGAUCUGGACCUUUGCCGGGGUUCAUAGUGAGCCUGUUGCUGAAGUCGCCGAGCUGCCUGGAUGGAGGGAUAUGGCACCAAUCUCCAUUCAACGAGACCAAACCCGGUCGCUUCUGAGAGCGGUUGUCAGUUUGUACAAGCACUUGAUACCAAGAGGUUGGUAUUCUUUUGCGGCCGUCGCAGAAAGCUUAGCUGCACAGCCAUUCCCGGACUCUAGCCGCUAGGGGAUAGCCACUUUCACAGAUUGCUCUAAGCCUUGUAUAAUAAUGUUCAAACAAAAUUUUCUCCGGUGUCAUUGUUGAGCACUUUACCUGAGGCACACUACUGCCUGACUCAAGGGUGUCAGCGCUUCUUUUGCAUCUCGGAUCGCAUUUCGAUUUAUAUACACCUUCAAGUUUUGUGAUCUUGUAUCUUCCUUUUUGCCUCUGUAUAGCUUCAUUACAAGAGUUUCAAUCUCCGCCUCUCGGGUAAAUGCUCUUCCUUUUCUCCGUUCAUGAGGACCUCACCCGUCGACAAUUAUUGCAUACAUAUCAAUUGAUAGCAGGCCUUAGACCGUACUCUUUCCAGCUAAGCCAAACAAUUCAAGCUCCAUUGCCCGGAACAAGAGAUGUCUCUUGAAUGCCGACUACAA
Aspergillus nidulans FGSC A4 is the source of this 3083-nucleotide messenger RNA. RefSeq lists its product as uncharacterized. Bases 1 to 2676 code for a protein of 891 amino acids. NCBI's taxonomy places the organism in Eukaryota, Fungi, Ascomycota, Eurotiomycetes, Eurotiales, Aspergillaceae. The record is from RefSeq and is a predicted model, not a curated record. Gene Ontology annotation, cellular component: nucleus. The transcript has 2 exons. Gene Ontology annotation, biological process: regulation of DNA-templated transcription; DNA-templated transcription; regulation of transcription by RNA polymerase II. Gene Ontology annotation, molecular function: DNA-binding transcription factor activity, RNA polymerase II-specific; zinc ion binding; DNA binding.